Penicillium atrosanguineum is the source of this 672-nucleotide messenger RNA. Its product is annotated as flavin reductase family protein. NCBI's taxonomy places the organism in Eukaryota, Fungi, Ascomycota, Eurotiomycetes, Eurotiales, Aspergillaceae. The transcript has a single exon. The record is from RefSeq and is a predicted model, not a curated record. Gene Ontology annotation, molecular function: FMN binding. The coding region runs from base 1 to 672 and encodes 223 amino acids.
AUGACCCACUCUCUCAUCUCACCCGCAAUCUUCUACUGGGGCACCCCCGUCGUCCUAGUCACCACCACAAACAAAGACGGUACCCCCAAUAUCAGCCCCAUAUCAUCCGCCUGGUGGCUCGGCAAUCGCUGCAUCCUAGGCCUAGCAGGCAACUCACAAACAACAAUGAACCUACUUCGCACCAAACAAUGUGUACUGAACCUCCCCGACCACACUAUGGUAUCGAACGUCAACGCACUCGCCCGAACCACCGGAACUGAAGACGUUCCCGAGUCAAAGAUUAACCGUGGUUAUCGAUACGAGAAAGACAAGUUCAAAAUCGCUGCAUUGACACCCCAGUCCUCGAUAAUGGUGACUCCACCGCGCGUUCGGGAGUGUCCGGUGCAGAUGGAAGCGGAGCUGGUCGAGAUGCAUCAGUUGAUGAAAGAUGGGCCAUCGGAGCUAAAAGGUGCUCUCCUGGCGAUUGAAGUCAAAAUUUUGCAGACGCAUAUCAUAGAUGUGCUACGGAUGAAUGGCCAUGCUAAUCGUGUGGAUCCUGAUAAGUGGAAGCCGAUGAUCAUGUCCUUCCAACGACUGUAUGGAUUGAGAGAUGGGGAGCUCGCGAACUCUACUCUGGCGGAGAUAGAUGAGGAGAGUUAUCGUCUUCUAUCUUGUCCGAAAGAAGAGUCCUAG